Messenger RNA from Pristis pectinata (smalltooth sawfish), 1566 nucleotides. RefSeq lists its product as uncharacterized. The coding region runs from base 275 to 1552 and encodes 425 amino acids. The transcript is spliced from 14 exons. NCBI's taxonomy places the organism in Eukaryota, Metazoa, Chordata, Chondrichthyes, Rhinopristiformes, Pristidae. The record is from RefSeq and is a predicted model, not a curated record. Gene Ontology annotation, molecular function: nucleotide binding.
UCCGCUGUUUUUACAAUUAGGUGCUUUGUGCAAUUUUCCUUCCCCACUUAAUCCUUCGCAGCCUAUAGUUCUACGGCUGCCAGCUGUAUUCCACGCCUGAACUUUCCUUAUCUCACGUCACCGGGUCGGAGCUGGACCUUGCCCCAUCGCCCUGUCACUAUGAUCCUGGCCCAGUUUCACGCAAGUGGCCCUUAAGAAUCCCCAGCGUUGCUACACCAGAAGUGGGGCGGGGAAGCAAAAGGGUCACAGGAGUUCGUGGCUUUUAGCAGUAGCCAUGCCUCUCCCUGUGGAAGUGCUUGUAAUUGGGGCUGGGAACCGGGGACAGAUUUAUUCAUUCUUUGCCAAGGAUUUUCCAGAGCGAAUGAAGGUUGUGGGAGUCGCAGACUGCCGCCAAGUUGCCAGACGGAAUUUGCAGAGGAAGUACUCAGUAGCAGAUUGUAAUGUCUUUGAUGAUUGGAGGGGAGCUGCAGCACGGGAGAAGUUUGCAGAUGCAGUGAUCAUAGCAACACCUGACAAACAGCACAAGGAACCAGCAGUGGCAUUUGCAGAAAAAGGCUACCACAUCCUGCUGGAGAAACCCAUGGCUGUGACUGUUGAUGAUUGUAAGGAUAUCGUUGCUGCAUGCAAGAAGCACAAUGUGAUUCUUUCGGUUUGCCAUGUCCUGAGAUACUCGCCAGUGAUUAUAAAAAUAAAGGAGCUGCUAAGCCAGGGAGUGAUAGGAGAAGUGGUCCACAUCCAACAUCUGGAACCUGUUGGUUUUUAUCACUUUGCUCACUCAUUUGUCCGAGGGAAUUGGAGAAAUGAGCAGGAGAGCACCUUCUCACUAAUGGCUAAAUCGUGCCAUGACAUUGACAUCAUCAACAGCUUGGUUGGAAAAAGGUGCAUCAAGGUUUCAUCAUUUGGAUCUCUCUCACAUUUUACCAAAGAAAAUAAGCCUCAGGGUGCUGCUUCCCGGUGCUUGAAUUGUGCUGUGGAGCAGAGCUGUCCAUACUCUGCCAAGAAACUUUAUCUGGAAGGUGUCAAGAAUGGUCAUAAAGGAUGGCCUAACUCGACUAUCUGUGAAGGCACUGAUGUUGAUAUUGAGUCGGUUACUAAGGCACUUUGUGAAGGACCAUAUGGGAGAUGUGUGUACGAAUGUGACAAUGAUGUUGUCACCCAUCAAGUUGUGAAUAUGGAGUUUGAGGGGGGAGUGACAGCAGCUUUCACUAUGGUGGCCUUCACUGAAAAACUGUGUACCAGGAGCUUAACAGUUUAUGGAACUAAGGGUGAGCUCUCAAGUGAGGGCCAGGAUCCAGUGAAAGUUUUUGAUUUCCUUACACAAACAAAGAAAGAAUACGCCUUGGAUUAUUCUAUACUGCAACAAACCCAGUUGAGGGGGCAUGGUGGAGCUGACUACUACCUGAUGGACAGCUUUAUACAGGCUGUAGCUGAGAAUAAUCCAUCACUGAUCAGGACAGGUCCUGAAGUAACCCUGGCCAGCCACCUGUUGGUGUUUGAUGCAGAGUGUGCUCGAAGAGAAAGUCGCAUUGUCUACUGUAAUCAGGCAGAAUAAUCAACAGCUGCAGU